GCUUAUUGCGUGGGACUGUCAUCCUCAACUCACUUGUUUGACGGAAUUCCCGAACCAACCGUCUACAUCUGGAACACCACGAUGAAGGCAUAUUCUUUGAUAGAGACCCCUGAGUGUGGACUCCUGACGUACAUGGUCAUGUUAAGAAGGGGCAUGAAGCUCGAUAGGUACACGUUCCCAUUCUUGUUGAAGGGGUUCAGAUUUUCCCGCGAUAAAGCAUUUACAUGCGGGAAGCAGUUGCUUGAUCAUGUUGUUAAGUUUGGGUUUGAUUCUAAUGAGCAUGUCCAAUAUGCUUUGCUUCAUAGGUUCUCCUUCAGUGGCCAGAUUCAGUUGGCUCAUCGACUUCUUAAUUUAAGUCGCAAAUGGAAUGUUGUGGCCUGGAUCGAGUUGUCUCUAGCCCGGAAGUACUUUGAUGAGAUGCCACAGAGAGAUCUGGUCUCUUGGAUAGCUAUGAUCAAUGGCUACCUAAAAGCAAGAAUUGAGAAGGUUUUGGCACUUUUCCACAAGAUGCAAAUUUCCAGUGUGAUCGGUGAGUUCUCCAUAUUCUGUGCUCUCAUGGCUUGUGCGAAUCUUGGGGUUCUUGACGUAGGGGAAUGGACAAAGACCUACAUUGAUCGGAACAAUAUCAGGAACGAUAUUUUCGUUGGAGAUGCACUGAAAGAAUACUUCAAGUGCGGGUGUGUAGAAAAGGCCAUAAGAGAAUUUAAUCAAAUGCCUCGAAGGGACAAAUUUCCAUGGACUUCGAUGAAUGUCGGGCUUGCGGUCAAUGGCCACGGAGAAGCUCUUUGCAUGUUCUCAGAGAUUCUGAGAGUAUCCAUAAAGCCUGAUGAGGUUACUUACAUCGGAGUCCUCACUGCUUGUUCCCACCCGGGAAUGGUAGAACAGGGAAGGGAGCUUUUCUCUCGAAUGACUGCCCAGCAUGGCAUCGAGCUCAACUUGGUACAUUUUCGAUGCCUAGUCGACCUUCUGGGUCGAUCAGGUCUCCUUGAAGAAGCACACAAGGUUCUAUACUCGAUGCCCUUGAGACCGAAGGCUGUGAUAUGGGGGGCGCUUUUUGGGGCUUGCAGAGCGCACAAAUACCAGGAAAUGGUUGAAAUAGCAGCACAGAAGAUUCUUGAGCUGGAGCCGGAGAGAGGCAUUUACGUUACGUUAUGCAAUGUAUUCACUGCCUGCAAGAUGUGGGAAAAGUUGUCCGAGCAGAGAAGGGCAAUGACUGACGGGAAUGGUUCAAUUCACAAGUUUGUGGCAGCAGGGGAUGAGUCUCAUCCUCAGUCCGACGAAAUCUAUGCGAAGUUGGACGAGACGAUGAGGGAGUUGAGACUUGCAGGGUGUAGACCGGAUACUUCCGAGGUGUUCCUCGAUAUGGAGGAGCGAAAAUAAGAGAGUGCGGUCUUUCGGCACCAUUAGGAGUUGGCCAUGGAAUUUGCUCUGAUGAAUUGGAGGGCACCAGUCCGAGAUAGGUUCAUGCAGAACCAUGGGCGUGCCCAGAAUGCUGCUAAGUGACGGCGCUUGUAUUCGAGAUUGUGCAUUGUGUUGUUCGAUGUCAGAAUCGAUGACUCCGUUGGACGAGUUCUAAGUUCCAAUCUUGUUCCUUUUUUUCUUUGAACUUGAUUUUUAAAUAUUUCAUCUAGUAUUUCAUUUGGCUCGAAUAAAUAAUUCGAAGUCGAUUAA
Messenger RNA from Punica granatum (pomegranate), 1671 nucleotides. The record is from RefSeq and is a predicted model, not a curated record. NCBI's taxonomy places the organism in Eukaryota, Viridiplantae, Streptophyta, Magnoliopsida, Myrtales, Lythraceae.